Molecule: messenger RNA, 1395 nt
Organism: Nezara viridula (southern green stink bug)
Lineage: Eukaryota; Metazoa; Arthropoda; Insecta; Hemiptera; Pentatomidae
Source: the annotation of a GenBank genome assembly
GAAAAUUUUAAUAAACCCAGCCAAACUCUUCCAUCUUAAAAUAUUUCAUUUGAUUAAGAGAAGAAAACUUCAAUAUGCCUUUCAAUUUCGUGAAGAAAUUAAAGAAUAUUUUGGAAGUAGAUAUUGGAGUAGUGGUGACAGAAGAUCUAGAUCCACGCAAGAUUAAUGCAUUUCAUCAAUGUUACAGAAGUGAGAUGGGAAUUCCUUGGGUACUGCCGAUAGUUAAGGAAAUCGAAGUAUUAAUGACUAACGAAAUGCUAGUUUGCCAGGAGGAGCUUCCAGGUUUUGGUUUGAAUUCAUUUCGCACUGCAGUCACAGAGCUUGUUCUAGGAAAAGAUAACGAUCGUGUUGCAAAUGGUCAUGUCCUGACAGUGCAGAGUUUAUCCACAGUAGGAGCUCUGAGAAUGAUCAGUGAAAUAGCGUGGAAGCAACUUAAAUUGCGACAAAUUUAUGUCCCUGACUCCACUUGGGCAGGUGACCAUCCAACUUUUCUAGCAGCAGGUUUUCCUAAACCUAAAACAUAUCGUUAUUAUGACCACGAUAAGCACGAAUUGGAUAUAGAAGGUAUGAUUCAAGACUUGCAAGAGAUUUCAUCAGAUGCUGUAGUUGUGUUUUAUUCCUGUUGUCAUAAUCCAACAGGAUGUGAUCCAACUCCAAAACAAUGGAAGAGAAUAGUCGAAGCAAUUGGGGCCACGACACUGUUUCCGCUCAUAGAUUUAUCGUACCAAGGGCUUGCUUCAGGAGACCCUGAUAUCGAUGCUUUUCCCAUCAGGCUCUUUGCAAGAUUAGGUAUUGAGAUGGCUGUCUGCAUUACAUUUGGUCACAACUUUCUGCUUUACAAUGACAGGAUUGGAGCUGCAAUGUUUUUUGUUCGUCGUCCUGACGAUAUCCCACCAUUGAAGAGCCACUUGGCAGCUUUGAUAGACUCGAUGUACGGUAUCCCACCUUAUCAUGGUGCCAAGAUUGUUGCUACCAUUCUUAACACUCCAAAGUAUUAUGAACAGUGGAUAGGUUACUUGAAUAAAAUUAGAAAUCAGACACAGGAAGCAAGGAAUAACUUUGUGGCUGCUCUUAAAAGAUUUGACGUGCCAGGAAAUUGGAAUUAUAUUUCUAAAGGCACAGGGAUGAACGCCUUUAUCAAUCUCACAGAUCGUCAAAUCCAACAUUUGAUACUGUAUCACCAUGUUUAUAUUCGUACAAAUGCUAGCCUUAAUGUUGGUGCACUUUCCGAUGAUAAGAUUGAAUACGUGGCGGAAGCCAUAGCUGACUGUAUAAAAGAGUACCCAGCUGUUGAAGAAUCAGAUAAAUAAGUCCUUUUUGGUCAUUUAGAUGAGAUUAGAUUUAUUCUAUUUCAUUGUAAAAAGUGAUUGUUAAUUAAAUGUUCAUAGCAAUGUU